AUGACUCCGGGUUUUCUCUUAGACAUCCAACACGUGUUCGUUAGACAUAUGCUCAUUGACAAAGCGACUUCCGCAUCAACUUCCCAGAUCAUAGCGAACAGAAAAGAGAUUAGUCGAGAAGUUGCAGCUCUUGAUCCUGAAAUUGAUGCUGUCGUGACGUCAGCGACAAUGAUACCGAUAUCUGAUGCUCCCCCACAGGAACCGUUGGAUAGAGAUUCAUUUCUGACAGAAUUCAAGACGGAAGCGUACUUAGAGCUGCAGCCAAGAUUGGUAUUGAUCUUUAUUGACAGCUACCUUCGUCGUUAUCUCCCUCGCGAUAGGCAUACUCAACGUAAAACGCAUCGGCUAGUGGUAACCUCACUUGUUGGAUCUGAUAACGUAACAGAACACCACGUGUCACAACUGACAUAUUUUUCCUGGCUACCCGAUGCCAUCUGCCCAUUUUUCAUUUGCUGGGAUGUGCUGAAUGAUAGUGGACUAAGAAUUGUUUGCUACUGGGUUUCGAUACCGCUUAGUCUUCCAUAUCUCAUUACGCAAGUGGACACACUUCAACAACGCGAACAUAUGAUUCUGUCUUGCCUUCAAUUCUCCCCAGCUUUCUUUGGAGACACUGCUUAUCUAGUGAAGUCUCUUUUUGGCUAUGAAGUUAGAAGUGACCUGAUGUUGUUGAUAGCGGCGCAGAAAGUGGAUGGUCCGCCUUUCUGUGCGAUCUUCACCAGUCAGAAGCAGCCUGCUCGUACAUCUGAUUUCUACUCAAAAGUGGAAGACUCUGCAAUGAAAAUGAUGCUCGGAUUUCUCCCGAUUAUCGUUGCUAGGAUCGGUAGAGUGGCUAAAGUGCUUGAUUUCGGAGCUGGACCUACAAUUCAUGUCGCAGCAUCAUUUCGUAACGUAGCAUCGGAGAUCUACUUAGCAGAUUAUCUACCACAGAAUCGCAGAGAACUUGAUCGAUGGCGUGAAGGAAAAUCAGAUUUUGACUGGUCUGACCCAUUGAAAAGGAUAUUAACCCAGGAAGGAAAUUCGUGGGAUGAUCUCGAUGAAAUGAUUGAACUCACAAGAAAGAAGGUAUGUGGCGUUUUCCACUGCGAUUGUCUGACGAGCCCUUCCGUUGACGCUUCACUUGGUUUACAAAAAAAUUUUGAUGUAGUCGUAUCAAUCCUUUGCGUGGAAUACUGCUGCAAAACACUUGAUGAGUACAGGAGAGCCAUAAAAAAUAUUGGAGAACAAAUCAAACCAGGAGGUUUUCUUGUGAUUGGCGGCAUAUUUGAAGAGACCUGGUGCGCAUUCGGAGGCCGAACGUUCACAUGCCUUUAUAUCACAAAGGAGAAUAUGCUCAGUGCCCUGGAGGAUGCCGGAUUGCGGUUGGAAAAUGAUCGCAAAUGUAUUCUCUACGAAUAUACAGGCAUGUACAUGGUUUGCGCAAGAAAAGUUGCAGGAUUAGCGUUUUACGCGGACGCAAAUUAA
Molecule: messenger RNA, 1461 nt
Organism: Necator americanus (New World hookworm)
Lineage: Eukaryota; Metazoa; Nematoda; Chromadorea; Rhabditida; Ancylostomatidae
Exons: 11
Coding region: 1-1461 (486 amino acids)
Cellular component (GO): cytosol
Molecular function (GO): N-methyltransferase activity
Source: RefSeq, a predicted model, not a curated record